This is a messenger RNA of Staurois parvus, 654 nucleotides long. NCBI's taxonomy places the organism in Eukaryota, Metazoa, Chordata, Amphibia, Anura, Ranidae. The record is from the annotation of a GenBank genome assembly.
AUGACCACUCUCACCCGACAAGAUUUAAACUUUGGACAAGUCGUGGCGGACAUCCUAUGUGAGUUCCUGGAGGUGGCCGUGCACCUGAUCCUGUAUGUCAGAGAGGUCUAUCCAACUGGAAUCUUCCAGAAGAGGAAGAAGUAUAAUGUCCCUGUUCAGAUGUCGUGUCACCCUGAGCUGAAUCGCUACAUCCAGGACACGCUGCACUGUGUUAAACCCCUGAUAGAGAAGAACGACGUGGAAAAGGUUGUUCUGGUCAUCUUGGAUAAAGAGCACCACCCAGUGGAGAGAUUUGUCUUUGAAAUCGCACAGCCUCCACUCCUUUCUAUCAGUUCCGACUCCCUUCUAUCUCAUGUAGAGCAACUGCUGAGGGCAUUUAUUCUGAAGAUCAGUGUCUGUGACGCCGUCCUAGAUAACAAUCCGCCAGGGUGUACCUUUACUAUAUUGGUUCAUACACGGGAAGCAGCCACAAGGAAUAUGGAAAAGAUUCAAGUUAUAAAGGAUUUCCCCUGGAUCCUGGCUGAUGAGCAGGAUGUACACAUGCAGGAACCUCGGCUCAUACCACUGAAGACCAUGACCUCUGAUCUAUUGAAGGUGGGUGUCUGCUUAGAAUGUGUCUGGCCAAUCGAGCGUCACUAUAUCGCUUGGACAAAC